AUGGUCGAAGUCCGCAGAUUCCGUUUACUUGGUCUUGUCCUGGCCCUGGGGUCCUCCCUGAGGACCGCCGCUGCACGGAACUACUCCAGUUCAGACGACCUCUUACCUCUCUACUCAGUAUUCGAUGAUCGCCCACCAGAGUGUCCUCCGUGUUUCAACUGCCAGCUCGACGCCUUCCAAUGCACGCAGUUCGCUCCCUGCAACAAGUAUACCGGCAAAUGUUUAUGCCCACCCGGUUUUGGUGGUGAUGACUGUUCCACUCCCACCUGCGGUUCCCUCGCGGACGGAGUCAACCGGGCACCACGACAGGACAAAUACUGCAAGUGUAAGGAUGGCUGGGAUGGCAUCAACUGCAAUGUCUGCAGGACGGACGAUGCCUGUAAUGCGAUGAUGCCUGACGGCGAAGGAGGUGUCUGCUACACCCAGGGCCUCGUCGUCAAAGAGAACCAUCAAAUGUGCGAUGUUACCAAUAGGAAGAUCUUGGAUCAACUCAAGGAUCGGAAGCCCCAGGUCACCUUUUCCUGCGAGGCAACCGAUAAGACUUGCAACUUUCAAUUUUGGGUCGACCAGGUGGAGUCGUUCUACUGCGCUCUCGAUACGUGUGACUGGGGGAUGGAAACCGACUAUGACCACAAUUCCACGCAUUAUAGAUGCGAGAAUGUCCGCUGUAAAUGUAUCCCGGGACGAAUGCUUUGCGGCGAGGCAGGCUCGAUCGAUAUCGGAGAGUUUUUGGAGGAGUCCAUCAAGGGCCCUGCAACAUUCUCGACUCUCUCCACAGUCGGUGGCAGCAGUGAAGACGGCAGCAAGUUCCAGGAACCAGCAAUGAAUGACCUGAUCAAAAGUGUCUUUGGCGACCAGAGCAUCACCUUGAACUGUUUCUCUGGGGAGUGUCUCUACAAAACCGAUGUUCCCGGCUACCAGCGUCCAGUGAAGAAAAUUAACACGCCGCUCAUCGCUGGAGUCAUCGCUGGCUGUGCUCUGUUUGUCGUGGCAGUGAUUCUCGGAGUCUGGUAUCUCUCCAGGCGGGCCGCCUACCGAGGUUAUUCAGCUAUCCGUCUCCCUGACGAUUCCGACGAUGAAGCCGACAAGCUUUUGACGGACCACAAACCGGCCGCCUUGCAUUUCGAGAACGUAUCCUAUUAUCUCAAUGGCAAGGAGAUUCUGUCGGGCAUCCAAGGUGCCGCUCCUCCUGGCGAAAUCACGGCCAUCAUGGGAGCGUCUGGUGCAGGAAAGACCACAUUCCUUGACAUACUGGCUCGCAAGAAUAAACGUGGAGUUGUCCAGGGUGACUUUUACGUGAACGGCGAAAAGAUCAGCGACAGUGAUUUCAAGAGCAUGGUCGGGUUUGUGGAUCAGGAAGAUACGAUGCUUCCGACGUUGACCGUCCAUGAGACGAUCUUGACGAGCGCCUUGCUCAGAUUGCCGAAAGAUAUGAGUCGCUUCGCGAAGGAGCAGAGGGUGUUUGAAGUUGAGAAGCAGCUUGGAAUCUACCACAUCAAGGACCAGUUGAUUGGGUCCGAGGAAGGCAAGGGCCGUGGAAUUUCUGGCGGAGAGAAGAGACGAGUCGGGAUCGCUUGCGAGCUGGUCACCAGUCCAAGCAUCCUUUUCCUGGAUGAGCCCACCAGCGGGUUGGAUGCUUAUAAUGCAUUCAAUGUUAUCGAAUGCCUGGUGACCUUGGCAAAAACGUAUAAUCGUACUGUGAUCUUCACCAUCCACCAGCCGCGCUCGAACAUUGUUGCCUUGUUUGAUCGCCUGAUUCUGCUGGCAAAGGGCAAAACCGUUUACUCUGGUCCCUUCUCAACUUGCCAGCAGUACUUCGACCAUAUCGGCUAUCCGUGCCCUCCCGGCUUCAACAUUGCCGACUUCCUCGUGGAUCUGACCAUGCAUGCCAGUGCUGCCCGAUCACCUCUUGAUGAAGAGCCUCUGGGAUUGGAUGUGCACACAGACCAUCUGAAGACAGCGUCCAGCAGCCUGCGAGCUGUCAAGUCUAUCACGAGCGCCUCGAACGCCAGCUUCGAGGAUCCUCCUAAGACACCCCAAGACGGCUCAAAUCGACCGAGAAGUAAACGACGACAGUCCCUGAAGCAACGUCAAGACAAGCAACUCUACACCCGGAGGAAGGCAGAUGCGGAGGCUCCUCCCACACCUAAGACGGACGAAGAGGAGGCGGAUGUGGCAUCGGUUGACAAUUCGCAACAGUGGCUACGCCUUUCGUCACGUCCGCAGAGCUCUGUUCCUCCCCAGAUACCCGAUGAUCCUGACCAUCUUCCGCCGCCGGCUUCGGGCACUACAGAUCUUGAUGCGCUUGUGGCUAGCUACGCGGCCUCUGACGUUGCCAGCUCUGUCCACGAGGAGAUUGUUGCCGCCGUGCAGAACGCUGCAGCUGCAAAUGGAACCCCGAAUGCAGACGUCCUGUCUGGACAGGUGCCGUCGCACCAGGGGAAGGGCUAUGCCCGGAUUGGCCUGCUUCGGCAGUUCGUCAUUCUCUCCCAGCGGACAUGGCGCAAUCUGUAUCGGAACCCUAUGCUCAUGCUCACGCAUUACGCAAUAUCUAUCCUGCUUGCCGUGUUGUGUGGCUAUCUCUUCUAUGGGCUUACGGACGACAUCAAGGGUUUCCAAAACCGUUUGGGUCUCUUCUUCUUCAUCCUCGCUCUCUUUGGGUUCAGUACCCUGACCAGCUUGACGGUCUUUUCGUCGGAAAGAUUGCUGUUUCUCCGGGAGCGGGCCAAUGGGUACUACUCUCCACUGGCCUAUUUUGCUGCCAAGGUCAUUUUCGAUAUCGUGCCGCUCAGGCUGAUUCCUCCCAUUAUCAUGGGCGUGAUUGUGUAUCCGAUGACCGGCUUGAUCCCAGCGUGGCCGGAGUUUUUGAGGUUCCUUCUAAUCCUGGUCCUCUUCAACCUGGCCGCCGCGGGUAUCUGUCUCUUCAUCGGUAUCGUAUUCCGGGAUGGCGGUGUGGCAAACCUCAUUGGCAGCCUGGUGAUGCUCUUCAGCCUGUUGUUUGCCGGUCUGCUUCUCAACCACGAUGCCAUUCCCAAAGGGGCACUAUGGUUGCAAACACUAUCAAUUUUCCAUUACGGAUUCGAGGCACUUAUUGUAAACGAAGUGACCUAUCUUACGCUAAUCGACCACAAGUAUGGUCUGGACAUCGAGGUUCCCGGCGCUUCAAUCUUGAGCGCCUUUGGCUUUGACACACUAGCCCUAUGGUCGGAUGUGAUCGGGCUAGGCAUUAUCUCAGGAGUGUUCAUCGUCAUCGCAUAUGUUGCGAUGCAUUUUCUGCUGGUCGAGAAGAGGUGA
Molecule: messenger RNA, 3294 nt
Organism: Rasamsonia emersonii CBS 393.64
Lineage: Eukaryota; Fungi; Ascomycota; Eurotiomycetes; Eurotiales; Trichocomaceae
Product: ABC transporter (Adp1)
Exons: 3
Coding region: 1-3294 (1097 amino acids)
Cellular component (GO): membrane
Molecular function (GO): ABC-type transporter activity; ATP binding; ATP hydrolysis activity
Source: RefSeq, a predicted model, not a curated record